ACAUGGGGGCCAGGCUUUGGAAACCCUGUCUAGUUGUUUUGAGAGAUAGGCCACUGGCCUUGGCCAGGGCCCUACAGUCUGGGUUAAAACUUCAACUGCCAUUUUUCUUUUUCUGACACAUAGGGUGUAAAGGGAUUUGUCAGGUCAGGUAGCCCCAGGGCUGGGGCCGACAUGAGUUUUUCUUUAACUCAUGAAAAGCUUGUUGCUGUUGGUUGUAAUAGAUGUAGUUUAUCUAAUCUACAUUUUUAUUAACUGUCACCCACUAAAAUAUUGACUUAAAUCCUGUAGCUAUUUGAUUUCAAGCUUUAAAUUGAUCUGUUAUUUCUUGCAGGGCUCCAGUUGCAUCUAAAUAGAUGUGAGAGUUGAAAGACCCAUAAGGGGCUUCUCUCGCUUUAUGAUGUCUUAUUUCUUCUCCCUCUGGUUGAUGAAAUGCCAGGGUGAAAGGGACAGCCAAAUGGACUAAAGCACAGUGCCACUCCAGUUAUUCGGCAGAGUGCCCAGUAAAGGUCCACCACAGUACCACCACACAUCUGCUCAGGGAUGAACAAGGGCUGACUGAUUCAUAAGCUCUUGAAAAUUCUUAAGCUCAUCACAUCCCUUCAGGUCUCCAAGGAAUGGGACUAUUGGCAUUCAGUGAUGUGGUCAUAGAAUUCUCUCCAGAGGAGUGGGCAUGCCUGGACCCUGCCCAGCGAAAUUUGUAUAGGGAUGUGAUGUUCGAGAACUACAGAAACCUGGUCUCCCUGGGACUUCCAGGACUAUGUUAAAAUAGAAGCAUUGAUAAUGGGCACAAUAUCACUUUGCAUUGGUGUCUGUGCAUUUGAAGGAGCAAACACCUCUACCAGUUUUUAUAAACUGGUUUAUACAGCUAUUUUAUGUUAUUCCAUUCAAGACCUUUUGCCAGAGCAGGACAUGAAAGAUUUAUGCCAAAAAGUGACACUGACAAGACAUAGAAGCUGGGGCCUUGACAAUUUGCACUUAGUGAAAGACUGGAGAACUGUGAAUGAAGGUAAGGGGCAGAAAGAAUAUUGCAAUAGACUUACUCAAUGUUCAUCAACUAAAAGCAAAAUCUUUCAAUGUAUUGAAUGUGGCAGAAAUUUUAGCCGGAGGUCAAUCCUUACUGAACAUAAGAGAAUUCAUACUGGAGAGAAGCCAUACAAAUGUGAAGAAUGUGGCAAAGUUUUCAAUCGAUGUUCAAACCUAACGAAACAUAAAAGAAUUCAUACUGGAGAGAAACCCUACAAAUGUGACGAAUGUGGCAAAGUUUUUAAUUGGUGGUCACAACUAACUAACCAUAAGAAAAUUCAUACUGGAGAGAAACCCUACAAAUGUGAUGAAUGUGACAAAGUUUUUAAUUGGUGGUCACAACUAACUAGCCAUAAGAAAAUUCAUAGUGGAGAGAAAGCAUACCCAUGUGAAGAAUGUGGCAAAGCCUUUACCCAGUUCUCAAACCUUACACAACAUAAGAGAAUUCAUACUGGAGAGAAACCCUACAAAUGCAAAGAAUGUUGCAAAGCCUUUAACAAGUUCUCAAACCUUACUCAACAUAAGAGAAUUCAUACCGGAGAGAAACCCUACAAGUGUGAAGAAUGUGGCAACGUUUUUAAUGAGUGCUCACACCUAACUAGACAUAGGAGAAUUCAUACUGGAGAGAAACCCUACAAAUGUGAAGAAUGUGGCAAAGCCUUUACACAGUUUGCAAGCCUUACUCGUCAUAAAAGAAUUCAUACUGGAGAAAAACCCUACCAAUGUGAAGAAUGUGGCAAAACUUUUAAUCGGUGUUCACACCUAAGUAGCCAUAAGAGAAUUCAUACUGGAGAGAAACCCUACAAAUGUGAAGAAUGUGGCAGAACCUUUACUCAAUUCUCAAACCUCACUCAGCAUAAAAGAAUUCAUACUGGAGAGAAACCCUACAAAUGCAAAGAAUGUGGCAAAGCAUUUAACAAGUUCUCAAGCCUUACUCAACAUAGGAGAAUUCAUACUGGAGUGAAACCCUACAAAUGUGAAGAAUGUGGGAAAGUUUUUAAACAGUGCUCUCACCUAACUAGCCAUAAGAGAAUUCAUACUGGAGAGAAACCCUACAAAUGUAAAGAAUGUGGCAAAGCUUUUUACCAAUCCUCAAUCCUUAGUAACCAUAAGAGAAUUCAUACUGAAGAGAAACCCUACAAAUGUGAAGAAUGUGGCAAAGCCUUUAACCAGUUCUCAAGCCUUACUCGUCAUAAAAGAAUUCAUACUGGAGAGAAACGCUACAAAUGUAAAGAAUGUGGAAAAGGUUUUUACCAAUCCUCAAUCCAUAGUAAGUAUAAGAGAAUUUAUACUGGAGAGGAACCUGACAAAUGUAAAAAAUGUGGCAGUCUUUAAAAACUGCUUCAUUAUACAUGGCUUCACUAAUUUCAUACUGAAUAAAAGUGGUAUGAGCAUAAUGGCUGUUUAAGGAUGUUUCACAAAAUGUAAGCUUCAGAGUGCACAACACUAUACUGAAUGAAAUUUAUAAAUAUAAAAGAUUACAAUAUCUUUAUUUCAAAGAUCUUCCUGUAAACAGAAUCUGUACUAGAGGAAAAACCCUUAAACAAUUAUUCAGACUUUAUUCAACUUUAGAGGAUUUUAUGGGGGCAAAAAACCUCCUACAAAUGUGGAAAAACAUUUUUUCAAGAUAUAUACCUUAGAAAACACCCGAGUUUAUAGUAUAGUAGAAUAUAUUUUACAGAUACAGUGAAUACAAACAAAUGUCCAAAAUUAAGUCUAAAUAAAACAUUACAUAAUUUACUGUAGAAAGUACUAAGGCACUAACAGUUUCAGAUGUUACUUUAAAGCAGUGUUGAUUGUCGAGAAUAAUUCAAAGUUAAAAUAGAUAAUUUAGUUGUAUGUAAAUUUAAAUGAAUCAAGAGAUGAUGUCUUUUUGAAGCACAGUUACAUUCACGUUAUACUUUUUUGCAUUAAAAGUUUUUAUAUUUUUGAUUAUAUAUUUUAAUAUUGAUGUAAUUCAUAUCUCAAAUAACUUGAUUUUUAUUAUAUUUAUUGUUUAUGUUAAAGUAUGUGGUCAGUUGUUGCUGCAUAAGAGCUAUGAGAAGUUCUUCUAUAUUAGAUGACCAUCAUUUAUAUGCUUUUUCAUGAAUGAUUAAGGGCGCUGAAAUGUAACAUUUAUAAGGAAAAUCUAAGUAGAAAUGCUUUUUGUUGAUGUGUAACAGUGUUUUAAGUAACACAUUAGGUAUUCAGAGAAGUAUUUUGCAUUAUAGUAAUAGGGAAACAUUUUGAAUUUUAGUAAUAAAUUGUUUUAUGAGUUGCACAUUAAGGUAAUACAGUAGCUUUUGAAGUGUUAUUUUUAGAAUGCAAUUUCUUUUCAUAAAACAAAAUGAUUUUUAAUGUGUUAAGAAUAUUUUGCAUUGAAUGAAGUAUAUCUUGCCACAAUAAUUAACCUAUACCACCUUACCCAAAGUUGUAGGUAACACAUAGUAACAAUACACUGCUGGGUAACAGUGAAAGGACACCCCUAGUAAUCUCUUUUCCCAGUGGCUUUUAAUUUCAAACAACUUGGGGAGGUUUUUUUUUAUAUGAUAUGCUUUGGUUUUUUUGUGCCUUACCUCAUGUUGAAAUGUGUUCCCCCAUGUUGGAGGCAGGGUCUAGUGGAAGGUGUUUAGGUCAUGGGUGUAGAUUACUCAUGAAUGGAUUGGUGUUCUUACCACUGCAGUUAGUGUGUUCUCUGUUAGUUCAUGUGAAAGCUGGUUGUUAAAAACAAAAACAAACAAAAAAAAACUGAUAUUCCUCUUGCUUUGUCUUUUGCCAUGAUACCCCUUUGCCUUUUAUCAUGCAUAAAAGCUUCCUGAGGCCUCAUCAGAAGUUAAGCAGAUGUUGAUGUCAUGCUUGUAUAGCCAACAGAACUGAGGCUAAUAAACCUCUUUUCUGUAUUAAUUUGCCAGUGUUAAGUAUUCCCUUCUAGCAGCACAAAAUGGACUAACAUCCCAUAGGUUAUAUUUUUAUUUUUUUCUUUUGUAAAUACUGGACAAUGAUAGUCUUAUAUAUAAUCUUCAGUAUAACCAUUAUAAUUGCCCACUAUAAAGGAGUAUAAUGAAAAGCCAUGUAUUUUGAAUCCUGAAUGACUAUUUACAAAAUGUCAUACUACGUUUUUCUUUGAGCCUGUGACCCCUCUGGCCUGUAAAAACACAUACAUACAUUUAGUUUUGAUUAACAUGGAGUUAAUUUUAUAAGUCUGUCACUCUAAACGUAAGUGUUAGCUUUAAGAGAAUUACGGAGCAUGUAAUUGUGUUUGAGUGUAGGUGUGUACUUUUUUUGAGAAGAAAACAAAAAUAUUGGAAGAAAAUAUAAUUUAAAAAGUAUUGGUAAUUUGCUAGCAAACUAGGAAUCUCAAAGAUUCUGAAAGUAAAUAUUUAUUCUCUGCUUUGUAUUGAAUUUACUUCUGUAAAAUCUUAUGGCUGCUGGCUCAGAAUCUUCUCAUGCAAAUCCUGUUUUUUUCUUGUCUGUUGAUCAUACUAAACCUAAUGUAUAGUUUUCUCAUUCCAAAGUUCAUGAAAUUUUCUCUAUAUUCCUGAGAAAUUCUAAGAAUAACUUUCAUAGAAUGUAUUAAUGUUCACAAGAUAAUUUUAAGAUGUAAUUCUACAAUGUGUGUGUUGCUACAUUUUAUUUAAUUAGUACAUUUUAUUUUUGUAUUUCAAUUGGAGAACCCUAUUUUGGCCAAUUUUUACUUGGUUUUUGUUUCCAUUUUAAUAUUUUACAUAAUUGAAUUUUUUUCACUUUAUUGAGCCAAUUUGUUUAGAUGUACACUGGGAAGGCUUCAUAAUUCACAAAGUUGUUUUGACAUAUAAAUGAGGUGAACAAACACAGGAAAGUGCUAGGUUUCCUGGGGGUAUAAUAGAUGCUCUAUAAUUAGCAGUAAAUAUUCUUGUUUAAGUCACUUUUUGGCUACAAGUAAGAGAUUAGAAAUAUUCAGCAUAAAGAGAUGGCAUUAACUCUGCAUGUAAAGAAAACACAUGUAUACCCAGGCUGUACAACUGCCUCUGAAAUUAAGAGGAAUUGUGUUUAUUUCAUAGUUAUCUCUGGUACUUCACUGUUAUUUUAUUUUCACCCCCAACUGUGCGUCAGUCAUAGCCCUUUCCCUUCUUUGCUUAUUAUGGCUACAGAUUUCUCACUGUUCUCUGCAGCCCAUGUAAUUUCAUACAGUAUUUUGUAGGUUGUGAUAAGGAAUUUGAAAUUUUUAAUAUAGUGAAAAAUUGGAUUUAACUGGAGAGUUUGAGGACAUUUUUAAGUUAUAAAUGCACCAUUUGAAUCAUUUAAUUGGCAUAAUUGGGAUGUACUCUACACAGUUUAUAGGAUUAAAUUACUGAGUUAGUAAUGUUUGUAUGAAAGAAAUGUUAUUAGAUUCUACCACAAAAUAUAGUAAACAUGAAAUCAGUUAGAAUAGGUAAAGCAUUAAUAAUGGUAGGCUAUAUAUCAUAAUCACUAUAUAAAGAAACAUCAGAAUUUGGAAACCCAUUAAGUAAAAAUAUAUCUUAGAAAUCUUAAGGACACUUAAUGGCAAGCAAAAAAGUUUAAAUUUAGUUUUUUAUAAAUUACAUAUAGCACAAUUUAUGUGUACAUGUAGAAUCUUUUAGUUUUUAGUGUUUAUGUAAUAUAUUAGACAAUAAUAAACAUUUACAUUUAUGUUUACAUUUAUAUUUAAUUUUUCGAAUUUAAUUUAAAUUUCUAAAUGUUUCUGUGGAUUUAAAUUUUGGAAUAAUCUUUUCUUCCCCAUUGAUACUGGAAUCUUGGGAAGUUUCUUACUCAUAUCACAAUAUGUUUUAUUUAAAUGGGUGCAGCUUACAUUGCAGAGUUUAUAUAAAUAAUCACAUAACAAGCCAAUUCCUUAGUCAUUUUCUGUAUUAAAAAACUCAGAGAUCUAGAGAGCUUUUGGAUUGAAAUAUUUCCUUGGUGAUUUUGGAUGCAAACCUGAUUUCUGUGUUCACACCAUGGCCAGAGAUGGGACUGUUAGCACCACCUGCUUCUUUAAUGUCAUCCAUAUGAUCAGCAUCAGCACCAGAAACUCCAGGUGUCCCAAACUUAAAGUGAAAGCCAUAGAGUCCUUUGGUGACUCCCAUGUUCUGUGCUGGUUCUAGAACAUGCUGGUAAAUAUCAGAGUUUCUAUGCUUAUGGCUGAUAAGUAGACAUUUUUAAAAAUCAUAAAAACUGUAUUUUCUAUAUAGUUCAGCUAAGUUUAUGAAAAAGAUGCAGACUCAGUAUUUGGAGCAUUGCUAUCGCUCCAUGAUAUGUUUAAAAAUUAUUUUUAAAUUGACAAACUUAUAUCUACAUAUAUAUAUAUCUUGUAACACAUGAUGUUUGAAAUGCUUAAUUCUAGCCAAUUAAAAAUGCUUUACCUCAAUAGUUAUUUUUAUUGUGAGAACGGUCAACAUUGUCUUGGCACUUUAAAAAAAAAAAACAAUAUAUUCUCAAUAACUGUAUUCACUCUGCACUACAAUAGGUCUCUUGAACUAAUUCCUCCUAGCUAACAGUCAUUGUUUAUCAUUUAACAGAUAAUUCUCUAAGCCCCCUUCUCCUAAAACUUCAGCAUCUCUUAACCUUCUUUCUAGUCUCUACUUUUAUGAGAUCAACUUGUUUAGAUUCCACGUGAGUGAGACCAUGAGGUAUUCAUCUUUCUGUGUUCUGCUCCAUUGGUCUAUUUAUCUGUUUUUAAUGCCAGUAUUGGACUGUUUCAGUUACUGUAGCUUUGCAGUAUAUUUGACUGUCAAGUAGUGCAAUGCUUCCAGCUUUCAGAGCCUUUUGCUAUGCUAUAUGAAUUUUUGUUUUUUUGUUUUUGUGAAAAAUUUUAUUGAUAUUUUGAUAGACAUGUUAAAUAUAUACAUCAUUUUGUGUAACAUAGACUUUUUAGCAAUAUUAAUUUCACCAAUUUAUGAAUAAGGGAUAACUUUUCAUUUAUUUAUGUUUAAUUUUAUACCUCAGUUUUCUUUAGCUUUUAAUGUAGAGAUCUUUAACAUUUUUGAAUAAUUUUAUUUGGAAGUAAACUUUUUGUAACUAUUGCAGGUGUCAAUUGUUUUCUUUAUUUCUUUUUCAGAUAGUUUGUUGUUAGUGUAUAGAAAUGCUACUGACCCUUAUAUCUUGAUUUUGUAUCCUGCAACUUUAGUGAAUUUAUUCUAAGUAUUUUUAAAGUUUUCUAUUUAUGACUGUGAUAUCUGCAAACAGGGACAAUUAUUUUCUUUCUUUCCAAUUUGGUUGUCUUUGGUUUUGUUUUCUAAUUGCUCUGGCCUGGAAAUUCAGUAGCAUGUUAAAUAAGAGUGAUGAAGUUAGAUAUCUUUGCCUUACUAUAACUCUUAGAAAAAAGGCUUACAACUUUUGAAGGUUUAGCAUGAUGUCAGAUGUCCAUUUGUCAUAUAUGGCCUUUAUUGGCUUGAGGUAUGUAUGUUCUAUAUGUAAUUUGUUUUGAGAUUUUGUCAUAAUGUUGAAUUUUCUAAAAUUCUUUUUCUGCAUUCACUUAAAAGUUAUAAUUGGUUCUGAGAUCCUUCAUCUUUCUCAGAAUCUAGGAGGAUGCAUCUAUACCUAGAGGAGGACACAAAGGCAUCAUAUGUUACAUUCUCGUGACAUAUAAUGUCUACUGCUUAUAAUGUCUACUGCUUAUAAUGUCUACUGUGAGUUUCUGACUCCCCAAAUGAAAUUGAGGUCCAGAAACUUUCAACUGCUUUGUUCGUUGAAUAAUGCCAAGUGUCUGGAAAUGUGACUAUUCAGAUUAAAUGCUUAAUGUGUGUGUGUUGACUAAAUAAAUCUCAACCAGAACCUUCUCAGGUAUUUUGUUGAACGUGGUGGGACCUUUGUUUUUUGUUGUUGUUUUGUUUUUUUUUGUUGUUGUUGUUGUUGUUUUUUACCAGCAGGGGAUCCCUGUUUUGUCUAUGUCAAGAACAAAGACCAGGCAAAAGAAAUGUCAAACCGCAUUUACAAAUGCAAAAAUGGACUUGCUUUUGAUAUGCUUUUCCCAACAAGGGACAUGAGUCAUUGGGGCAUGUUACAGAGAGUUUCAGUAAAAUUCAGAAAAAAAUAAUAAAUAUGAACAGCCACAGCAUGCCCAGAAGCCUUUUUAUGGAGCCAGGCAUGGUUGACCUGCUUUCCAUGUCUGAAAACAUUAGUCCCUACAAGAACCCUAUGAGGUUUAUCUUCUUUUCACCCAUUUUCAGAGAAGAAAAGUUCAGCUCAGAGAGCUGCAGGAACAUUGGGGACAUCUCCAAGUCACAGCCAAUAGGUGGCAGUCAUCAGUGUGUCUUGGAAGGGACAAACAUUGAGCUUCUGAACAGCUACUCCAGGAACUAUGGUGCUGUGGUGAAGUCCUGGUUAGGAGCCUAGGAAAAUGGUGAAGGAAAAGAUGGUCCCAGCCUGCAAAGCUGAAGUCAGGAACUCCACCAGGAUCUCCCUUCUCCCUAGCCUGGUGGUCCACAUCAUGCAGAUUUACUCUAGAUUCAGCUUAGACUCAUUUUUAUACUACUCAGGGGACAAGGAGGGAACUACAGUCAGUAAUAGCAGCAUGAGCCUCAGGUGCUUUGGGGAUUGAAAUUCAGACCAGGAAAUUCCAAUAUAUCAGUGCAUGUGGAGGACAUGAGUAUUUAAGGAGAAGGUUCUAGGCUUCCAAAGUAAAAUUGGAUGUGGAGGUUGGGGAUUGAUUCAAACAUUAAUACUUUCAAGCGUUUCUAUGGUAUUUGUCAGCUGUGGAGCAACAGCACACAUCUGUAUUAAUAGCCUGUGUUAAGAGAUUACUGUGAAUCCUGAAAAACAUCCUCAUUGUAGAGAUGAGAAAACACAGGCUUUUGCACAUCAAAUGUCUCCUUAAAGCAUGUGGUUCAGAAUUGAGAACGCGCAGAGUGAGAGUGGUAUGAAUUUUCCUGUAAGCUACCUGAAGUUCUGUUUGCUGUCAUGUGGAGGAAAAGAGCCUUGGAGAAGUUUUAUUUUUUUCUUUGUUUGGAAAGAAUACACAGAGCAAGAUGAUUUACAAUAACCCUUUUGACCUAAUGCACAUACUUGUUUUCUUUAACAUUAAGGGGAGUCUUAAGAAACAGCUAUAGCAGUUUCUCACCUGGCAAAGACAAAUGCUGGGAAACUGCAGGGCCAAGGAUGUGAGCAGAUGACGCAGGGAAGAGAAACCCCAAAUAAGUAUUAAAUGACUGAAAGGUGACUCAAACUUAUAUGUUAAACAACUGGAAAUGCAAGGAAUUACAUGAAUUUCUUUGUCAGACAGACACCAGAUUGGCAAAAAAUUAAGUCUCAACAUUCAAGGGAGGCUGGAUGUAGGGAACCAGCGAUAUUGAGAGACUGCUGGGGACACUAUACUUGCCACAGCCCUUUUGGAAAGUAAUCUGGCUGUACCUAUUAAAGUUUUACCCAUGCAUAUUUUUUCACCAAGUUACCCCUUUCUGCAGGUGAUUACUAUAUAUUAUGGGCUGAAUUGCAUUUUCUCCCAAAAAUGUAUGUGUUCACAUGUUUUAAUAGCCAGUGCCUCAGAAUGGGAAUAUAUUUGGACAUAUGAUUUUUAUAGAGGUAAUUAAGGUUAAGUGAGUUUAUUGGAGUGAGCCCUAAUCCAAUAUGACUGGGGUCUUUAUAAGAAGUGAUGGUAAAGAUACAGAAACAGAAGAUCCUGUGAACACAGCAAUGGAAGACAGCCAUCUACUAGUCAAGGAAAAUGGCCUCAGAAAAAACACCCCAGCCAUAGCUUGAUGUCAGGUUCCUAGCCUCCAGAAUUGUGAGAAAAAAUAUCUGUUAUUAAAGCCUUGAGUUUGUGCUGCUGUAUUAUGACAGCGUAGCAAACUGUUAUAGUUUGUUAAGACACAUACAAUAUGUUUCCUGCAGCACGACUGAAGUGGAAAUAAAAUGUCUUCAUGCCAGUUUCCACCAGCAUUGAAAGGCUGAACCACUGUGGGAAAGAGCUUUGAUUAUGAAAUAACAUAAAGACGUGAUAUCAAGACAUGUAAGGGCAGAGCUCCUGCCCUGAUGGGACUAUAGGCACGAGUUCUCUGAGGUGACACAUUGCAGAGAAAUGCAUAGGAUACCUUAACCUUUUUGGGUUAACCCCCGGCUCCCCUUUUGUAAACACUUCCCUCAUAAAAAUACUGGUGUGUAAGGUAUGGAGAAGGAGCUGUCUGCUAUAAGAAAUACCUGGGUGCAGUUAUUUAAUAAAAACAGCAACAUGCAAAGAUACUCAUGGCCUAGUGUGAAGUAAAAGCAACAGAAAAAUGUCUUUUCUGAUAUUCCUACAAGUAUGUGAACAGGGAUUUGCGCCUAACCAUUUGCCAUUUAGGACUCAUGAAAGCCAGACUCCUUUGGGAAAGAAUGGUGAGUUACCCUAGUGGAAAAGCCCUAGGACAGAUCCCAGGGUGUCUACAUAUUCAGGUGUUGGUGCUGGGCCGACUUUUGUCUCCUCUGAUCCCUGUCUGCAAAGACCUCUCUGUGCCCACUCCCACCCAAGCCCAGUGCUAGAUAUGCUCGGUGGCAUGGUAUACCUGCCCUUCAUCCAAAGAGAUGGAGUAGUUGGACCCAUCAAACAGCUUUUUAUUGAUCUCCUGCAUGGAGCUCUGCAAAGAGAGUGCCUUGCAGCUAGGCCAAGAGGCAUCAGUGGUUGCCUGGUUGUCAUCACGGGGACACUUCCAUUAAAAGUUCUCCAAAGGUUGAGUCUUCAUUGAGCCAUGAUUAUACCACUGCACUUCAGCCUGUGAGACAAAAGUGAGACCCUAUUUAAAAAAAAUAAUUAUCCCUAUAUCAGGCAUAAAAGAGAAUUCCCAUAGACCUUCAGCCAGGGAGGAAACCAGAUCACGGUUUGAAGUCUUGGGGUUCACAUCCAAGAAGACAAAAUUGUUUUUCAACACUCACCUCCCUGUCCUGUCAUGCCCUGUGGUAUGAACCUGACCAUCUCACUAAGGCUUCCGACACUUGAUAAUCUGCUUGUGUCCAGAAAUAGCCUCCUCAGCACUUGCUUUCCCCAACACACGGUGUCAGAAAGACAUGUGAGCCUUAUUUAAUAGGAUCACAGAUGAGGCCUCACCUGCAUGGGCCUCUCCUGAGAUGCCCUGUGUUACCUUUGCAUGCCCCUGCCAAAUGGCCAGAGGCAUCAGUGGUGAGAGUUGAGCCAAUGCCUGCAUUGUUGGAAAGCAUUCUCACGUCAGGCCUUACUAAAUCAAGAGCCUUGGAAAAGUCAGGAUAUAGCAAAAGAACAUCUUGCUCUCUUGAGCAUUUCCUACUGAGUAAGUUGACUACUGGGGCUGUCUCUAGAAUGUAGGUGCCUGGUUACCAGGGUUCUAAAUUAUCUUGGGGUCUGUCACCGAGAAAGUAAGGUCACUUCAGGGUUCUAUCCCCAGGACCCUUUCCUUCCAUAAGACCUACCCAAAGGCCCUGCUGGGCUACUGAAUUCUCACGCUCCCCACCAUGUCAACUCCUUGCCUAUACACAGUUAUGCAAGCACAGCCUCUCUCAGUCCCCUACGGAGACUGGACGCAGUCAGGGCCCCAGGUUUGUGGUGACACAGCUGGAUCAGAACUACUUUUUUCUAACCAGUUCUGUGACCCUAGAAGUCAUUGUGUAUUUUGGUGCCUACCCAGCCUCCUAACCUACCCAAUGGGGAUUAUACUAGCAUCUUCCUAGAAAAUUCUUCAGGUACAAAUGAGACAAAACUCAUGGCAUAGUGUCACAUGAAGAUAAAGCACAAACUUAGAGAUGAAAGAAUUACAAGAAGUGGUGGGAGGUAGCAUGGACUACAGCUCAAACAGGCCUGGGCCCAGCAGUGUGGUUUUGGAAAGUCACUUCUCUGGGCCUCAUUUUUCAUUUUGAAUUAGAGGUUAAAAUCCAAAUAUUGCCAUCUUCCAGCUAAUUACACAUUCCAGUGACUUUCCAUUAUAUGUAAAAUCAGACCCUUGUGCUGCAUAUCAGGUGGUGUGCAGCAUCCACAAAAACUCAGAGCAGUAUGGGGCUAAUGACUCACUUCUGACCAACAGAAUUCAACAAAGACAAUGGGAUAUCACUUAUAUUUCACCUCAGGCUGGAGAUCAGCGUCUGGCAUAAUUGGGCUUUGGCAAGGGCUCUCAGGUUGUAGGCCGGAGGCUUAAGGUUGUACACUUACCUGGCAAAGAGAGUAAGAGCUUUUUAAGAACUAUUUCAUAAAGCCAGUAAAUCCAAUUAUGAGGGCUUCAGCCUUAGAAUAUAAUUGCUUUCCAUUUCCUCAGCUUUAAGAUGUCAAAAUAUGAAUUAGACAAUUAUGUCAUGACUAAGCCUGAGCAUAUUUUAUGUAUGUAAAGCUAUUAAUAUUUUUUGUGAACUACAACAUAUCUUUUGCCAAUUUUUCUAUUUUGUGGAUUAUCUUUUUCUAGUCAAUAAUCUUGUGAUUAUUAUUUAAUCCAGGGUCCCAUUAUCCUCUAGGCAACCGCUCUCUCCUGGGAGGGUGUGCCUGGUCAUGUUUGCCUCACCUUUUGUAGCUACCCUAUCCUGUAUGCCGUUUGGCUGUGGUUUUCUUCUUCAAUCCAAUCCUAUCUACAUUUCAUGUUUUAAUGAUUUUUCCUGACUUCUAGUUUAGUGAGGAUACAUCUUAAUUUUCAGAGUGAGUUAUUCUUUCUAAGAAUUUGUGGUAAAGAAAGGUUGCCACAGAUGACCUGUCAGCCAUCUUAAAUCAAAAGAUCAGAAGUUAUCUGACGUAUAUUGCAUUAUUUAGUCUGAUACUUCUGAAAUGGUAAAUGCUUCUCUUUGGCAAGAGAGAACACAGGAAUAUUGGAGGAUUUGCCUCAUUAAUGUAUACUCAUCUUGGCAUAAUUGUGCUAGACUGAUUAUUAAGCUAAAGAGGGUAAACAAAAAAGGGAGCCCAAAUGGGUAAAAAAUCUACCUUCAAAUUUAUCACUGACAGUAUUAUCUAAUGGAAUUUUACGAAAGGCCCCAUCCUGGCUUUUGAGCUGCAUUAAUCUAUUGUGUCUGGAUACUAUUUACAUAUUCAUAUGAGUCAUUUUUUAGGUUGUGAAACUUCUAUAGUCACCGUUCACUAAUGAGUCCUCUGGGAACUAAACUGUUUUUUAACAAGCUUAACUGUGGUAACUGGAAUCAAACAGGCCAUAAAUUACACAGGGUAGCCUUGGCUUGUGGCUUAGGGGAAAUAUUUUUCUAAGUUUCUUAUGCUCAGUGACAGAUAUGUGCCCUUGCAGCUUCUCCUUGGGUAGGCCUUGCUGCAGUUCGACAGGGAAUAUCCUGCUCAUGAACUGUGGGGUUGAAAAGCAUCCCUUCCCUCACUGUAAAGGGUACACGCUCUCUCCUUUUUCUUUUCUUUUCUUUCUUGCUUUUUUUUUUUUUUUUUUUUUUUUUUGAGGUGGAGUUUUGCUCUUUUUGCCCGGGCUGGAGUGCAAUGGCAGGAUCUUGGCUCACUCCAACCUCCGCCUCCCGGGUUCAAGCAAAUCUCCUCCCUCAGCAUCCCAAGUAGCUGGGAUUACGGGCAUGCGCCACCACAGCCGGCUAAUUUUUUGUAUCUUUAGUAGAGAUGGGGUUUCACCAUAUUGGUCAGCUGGUCUUGAACUCCAGACCUCAGAUGAUUCACCCACCUCGGCCUCCCAAAGUGCUGGGAUUACAGGCGUGAGCUACCGCACCCGGCCUCUCCUCUUUUUUUUUUUAAACAGAAACUCAUUUCCUCACUCAGUCUGGGGUGCAGUGGAGUGCUUUUGGCUCACUGCAGCCUCGACCUCCUGGGGUCAAGCGAUCCUCCUUCCUCAGCCCCCCAAGUAGCUGGGACUACAGGUGCACGCCAGCACACCUAGCUAAUUUUUUGUAGAGACAGGGUUUUGCCAUGUUGCCCAGGCUGGUCUCAAAUUCCUGACCUCAAGCAAUCCGCCCGCCUUGGCCUCUCAAAGUGCUAGGAUUUCAGACAUGAGACACCACACCCCACUGAGAACAGAAAAAGAUAAAAAAGGUCUACUCUAUAUCUCAGUCAAUGUGUUAUUUGAUUCUGAGAUAAUAGCUACUGGGCCUUGCUCUUUCCCCCUGCUGAUAUAUAAAUACCUUGGAAAAACUUGGUUCACAGGCUACAGAUGAGCCACUACAAUUAAAAGUAGAACUGGCAUCUACAAUUUUGCUGAGAAGACGAGAUUGGUGACCCCAGCUUCCAUUAAUCUCCUCUCCAGGAAUUUUCUCCUGGGAAUGUUGAUAGCUGUUUUCUCACAUAAUUAGAUAAAGAAAGUAAGCAAGAUCAAAUAUUUCUCAGAACGAUGACUUUAUCAGUUCUUGUUUGAGGGAUACUUUAAUAACUUGCAGCAGAAAAUAUAAGUUAAUUGUAUUUAAUGUAGUCAGAGAAGUUUACUGUCAAUUAUUUUGGGAAAUAAAUAUACCCCGAACUUAUUUAUCAGGCUCCUAAUGGAUCAGAGAAUUUUAUGUCUUCAAUAAUGUGAUGAAACAUAUGAACACAUUAACCAUGAAAUUAUAGGGAAGAAAAAAGGAUAUCUAAUUUAUUGAGAAAAGCUAAGGUAUUCAGAUUCAAAUGGGUGUAUUUUUCUUUAUCCCACUGCCCUGAGUUUGUUGAGAAUACAGAUUUAUGGAACAUUUAGAUAUUUUAUGGAAAUGAAGUCACAGUAUCAGAAGAAACUCCCAAUUUAUUUUUUAAAGUUUCUGUUGCAGCUCUUGAAAUGGAAACCUCAGGAGAUUCAGAACACCAAACAGUAGCUCUAACAAUGUAGAUAUUUGAGUAAAAGUGUUUUGUGUCCCCCAGGAAGAAGUCAUAUCCCUGAAGUUUUGGGACAAUAAUAUACCUACUAGACUAAAUUGUGACUAUGUCCAUAGGUUUCAUAAUAGUUUAGCCUGUUGAUACUAGUUCUAUAAUUAGCGAUUUAAUUUCUAUAAUUAAACAUAAUUCAACCAAGUUGAAUUAAAACUAGUAUCAGGCUCAUAAAGGUUCUGCAGAUAUUACAUUUAUUAAAAUGUGUUUUGAUCUGCUUUGGUAUUGGAGCUAAAAAAAUCCAUAAUUCUGGCUAGCAAGCAGAUUCUCAGUAAAAUUUAUAACAGUCCACACACAUAUAUGGUCCAUCAUUGUAAACCUAAAAUGCCAAGCUGGAUAGAGUGUCUUCAGAUGUUUUCUGAUUCAUGGCUGGUCUCUUGUGUUCAAAUACAUUCAUGGUUUUGGCAGGAGAACCUUUAUUCUGAGUUGGGCAUGAGUAUAUGAACCUGUGGCUUAUGUAAGCCACUGGGGUGUACAGGUGGUCACAUUUGGCAUCACACACUUGACUGUGUUCACAGUUUUAAAAAUAUGUUUAAAAUAUAAUUUGAAUUUUUAAUCUACUUUGAGUUAAAUUUUUUAUAUGAUGAAAGGUAAGGAUCUAUUUGUAUUCUUCUGCAUAUUGCCAGCCAGUUAUGCCAACACCAUUUAUUGAAUAGGAAGUCGUUUCUUCAUUGCUUGUUUUUGUCAGCCUUAAAGAUCAGAUGGUUGUAGGUGUAUGGCCUUAUUUCCAAGUUUCCUAUUCUGUUCUAUUAUGUGGAUUAAAGAUUUAAAUGUAAGAUUGCAAAAUAUAAAAAUCCUGAAAGCAAACCUAGAAUUUACCCUCCUCAACAUCGACUUUGGCAAGGAAUUUAAGACCAAGCCCCCAAAAGCAAUUGCAACAAAACCACAAGUUAACAAAUGGGACCUAAUUAAACUAAAGAUUUUCUGCAAAGUGGAAAAAAAAAAAACAACCAACAGAGUAAACAAACAACCUACACAAUGGGAAAAAAAUAUUCACAAACUGCAUCCAACAAAGGUCUAAUACCCUGAAUCUGUAAGAAACUUAAGUCAACAAGUAGAGAAUGAAUAGUGCCAUACAAAAGUGAGCAAAAGACAUGAACAGACACUUUUCAAAGUAAGACAUACAAGUGGCCAAUGAACAUAUCAAAAAAUACUCAUCACAAAUCACCAGAGAAAUGCAAAUUAAAACCACAAUGAAAUACCAUCUCCCCACGCCUGUAAUCCCAGCACUUUGGGCGGCCAAGGUGGGUGGAUCACGAGGUCAGGAGAUCGAGACCAUCCUGGCUAACAAGGUGAAACCCCGUCUCUACUAAAAAAUAUAUAUAUAUCUAAAAAAAAAUUAGCCAGGUGCGGUGGCGUGCGCCUGUAGUCCCAGCUACUCAGGAGGCUGAGGCAGGAGAAUGGCAGGACACGGGAGGCGGAGCUUGCAGUGAGCCGAAAUCGUGCCACUGCGCGCCAGCCUGGGAGACAGAGCGAGACCGUCUCAAAAAAAAAGAAAAAGAAA
Gorilla gorilla gorilla (western lowland gorilla) is the source of this 16211-nucleotide messenger RNA. RefSeq names its product zinc finger protein 678 (gene ZNF678). Gene Ontology annotation, biological process: regulation of transcription by RNA polymerase II; embryo development. Lineage: Eukaryota; Metazoa; Chordata; Mammalia; Primates; Hominidae. The transcript is spliced from 4 exons. The record is from RefSeq and is a predicted model, not a curated record. Gene Ontology annotation, molecular function: DNA-binding transcription activator activity, RNA polymerase II-specific; RNA polymerase II cis-regulatory region sequence-specific DNA binding. Bases 781 to 2358 code for a protein of 525 amino acids. Gene Ontology annotation, cellular component: nucleus.